AUCAGUACUUAAUGGCAAGCUCCAUGGAUGGGACAAUCAGGCUAUAUGAUCAACGCAUGGUCAACAAAGGGGUAGCUGUACAGACAUAUGAAGGACACGUGAAUUCUAAUUUUCGCAUCAAAUUUGGCGUCGACCCGUCGGAAAGAUUUCUUAUAUCAGGAGGAACUGAUUGCUAUACUCGAAUUUGGAGUAUCAAAUCUGGUCAACUUCUGUCUGAAAAUAAAUUCUCCAACACUGUCCCUUCAGUUGUGUGUUGGUCUGCUGUUGAAA
Molecule: messenger RNA, 270 nt
Organism: Camelina sativa (false flax)
Lineage: Eukaryota; Viridiplantae; Streptophyta; Magnoliopsida; Brassicales; Brassicaceae
Source: RefSeq, a predicted model, not a curated record